This is a messenger RNA of Thamnophis elegans (Western terrestrial garter snake), 2481 nucleotides long. It is a transcript of the gene PCYOX1, whose product is annotated as prenylcysteine oxidase 1. The transcript is spliced from 6 exons. Gene Ontology annotation, molecular function: prenylcysteine oxidase activity. NCBI's taxonomy places the organism in Eukaryota, Metazoa, Chordata, Lepidosauria, Squamata, Natricidae. The record is from RefSeq and is a predicted model, not a curated record. Gene Ontology annotation, biological process: prenylcysteine catabolic process; prenylated protein catabolic process. Bases 28 to 1524 code for a protein of 498 amino acids.
GGGGCCUCCCUCCGCGCUCCUUCGGCCAUGGCUCCACGGGCGCUCCUGUCGCCGCUGCUGCUCCUCCUCCUCCUCUCCUGCGGCGGGGAGGCCUCGGGGCCGCCGGAGCUCCGCCACCCGCCCUCCCGCAUCGGGGUGAUCGGGGCCGGCAUCGGGGGCUCCUCGGCAGCCUAUUUCCUGCGCCAGAAGUUCGGGCCGGAGGUGCGGAUCGACGUCUUCGAGCGGGGAGAGGUGGGGGGCCGCCUGGCCACCGUCCAGCUGGAAGGGAGGGACUACGAGGCGGGGGGAGCCGUCCUGCAUCCGCUCAACCUCCACCUGAAGCACUUCGUGAAGGAGCUGGGGCUUUCUGUGCCUCAGAGCGACAAUGGGCUGAUGGGCGUUUACAAUGGGGAGGAAUUUGUCUUUGAGGAGAGCGGCUGGUAUGUCUGGACUCUCCUGAAGCUCUUGUGGCGCUAUGGACUGAACCCCCUGCGCAUCUACAUGUGGGUGGAGGAAGUCCUGGAGAAGUUUAUGAGAAUCUAUCGGUACCAGUCGCACGACUACGCCUUCAGCAGCCCUGAGAACCUGCUCCAUGCCCUUGGAGGGGCGGACUUCCUUCACAUGUUGAACCACACCAUCGAUGAGUCCCUGCAAAAGGCCAGAUUUUCUCAGGCAUUCAUUAACGAGAUGGUCACCCCUAUCAUGCGAGUCAACUAUGGGCAGAGUGCCAGCAUCAAUGGCUUUGUAGGAGCUGUAUCUUUGGCUGGAGCAAGUGGAGGACUUUGGUCGGUAGAAGGAGGCAAUAAAUUGGUGUGUACAGGCCUCCUGUAUGCUUCCAAAGCCCAGCUGAUUUCUGGUCCUGUUAUCUCCAUAGAAACAAAAACAAGGCUGAAGGGCCGUGCAGGUGGUCUGACAAAAAAAUAUGAGGUUACCUACAACGCUACAUCUGGAGUAACAUCUGGUGCCUACGACAUCCUCCUCAUCGCUACUCCCUUGCAGCACCAAAUCGCCAACAUAACUUUCCGCAACUUUGACCCACCGAUCCCCAAGUUCUCUACUCCCUACCACCAGACGGUGGCCACAUUUGUCCAUGGGCACAUCAAUGCUUCCUUUUUUGGCUAUCGGGAUCCUUCUCAGUUCAACCUGCAGACCAUUUUCACGAUGGAAGAUCCUCACCUGUUUGUCAGCAGCCUUGGGGUGGUUUCCCCGGUGAAGGACACCCACCUGGGCUCUCCUGUCUGGAAAGUGUUCUCCCGUCAGCUGCUGACGGAUGAGCAACUGAAGCUGCUUUUCUCCUCCUAUGACUUGGUGGAGGUACGGAAAUGGCUGGCCUACCCACACUACAGCCCCCCACAGAAGUGCCCACCUUUCAUUCUCCACGAUCACAUGUAUUACGUCAAUGCCAUAGAAUGGGCAGCCAGCGCCAUGGAGAUGAGCGCAAUCUCUGCCAAAAACGCGGCCCUCUUGGCUCACCACCACUGGUACAAGAAGAUGGAUAGGAUUGAUCAAGAGGACUUGCAUGAGAGACUCAAGACAGAGCUUUGACGUGGCGCGACAAGGGUUGGGGGAGGCAUCGAAGGGUGUGGGAAACUUGCAAUGUAUCUUGGGUGUUGGGUAUCAGUGCGCAAUAUGUCUGAACUUUGAAAUGCUCCAUUUGCAGCCCAAAAUGUUAUGCUUCACAUGUCUUCGCUUGGCAGUACCUAGGAUACUUUUAAGCUCAGAACAUUCCUACAAGGGCCAAAAUAUAUUUAGUGAGGUAAGAAAGGGUUUGAAAAUGAUGUUUCAAGCUUCUGUUUGCAACCAUCGCUGUUUAUCCUACUUUGGCACUCCAAGAAAACAGGCUUAAAGGGAAUUCUUGGCAACAGCCUUUUAAAAACUACUGUACCUUCUAGAUUUCUUUUGCAAAUCACUUGUAAGUAAUUUGGGGGGCAUAUGAAAAACGUUGAAUAAAGCCUUCGGGCUCACAACUUAGGUAUUUUACAUAGCAAUUUUUCUUAAAACCACUGGAUAAAAUUGUCAAGAGACUUCAUGUACUUAGUUUCAUAAUGACUCCCAACAAUUCAUUACUUUUGAUUGAAAGAUAUUUUUACAAUUCUGAAAUCCAUUAGUUUGGGGAAUGACACAAGAAAAUGAAUAUGCUCAAUUUGAAUCUGAAUUGGGCUGUUCAAGUAACUGAAAUGAUGCCUUUUAAAAUUUGUAUUUUAUAAGAAUUCAGCUGCUCCAGCACACUGAAAUUAUGAAAUAUCUGUCUGAAUAAGCCCCUUCUUUUUUUGAAGGGGAAGGAAAUUGGAUGUUCUGGAUGGCUUUUGACAAACUCCACACAGAAGUAGCACACCAACCGAGUGUUGAGUCAUUUGGCUGUGAUGGGAAUUGAUACUGGCUUGUUGCCUAAACCCCUUCCUGUGGGCCCAAGACCGGACUGGAACUCAACAGUCCCCUAGUUUCUGGCCUGGUGCCUUCACCACUAGAUCAAACUUCAUAUUAAAAAAUAUAGCUUGAGAG